AUGACGGACGACGGGAAGAAGUACAAGGUCGGGGCGGAGCCGGAUAUUUCCCCGGAAUCUCCCCCGCCCCAAUCACCGGCGGGCGAACAUGACGGGAUCGCGCAGAAGAAUUUCGAUCACUUCAAGAAGGCGCCGGUUGAUUUGAAUCAGAUAAGAUCAAAAGGCUUACCGGAAAAGACGCCGGAAAAGCUCGUGAAAUGCAAGAAGAGGCUUCGCUGGAAAGAUACGGCAUUCCAGAUCAUUCGCGUGCUUCUGAUUGCAGCCGGUGGGGUCGCUGUGUUCUUCUGGAUCUGCUCACAGCGUAAUCCGAGCAACGGCUCCCAACUGCCAUUCGUUGGGGAGACAAUUUACCCCGUCCCUUACGAUUACCAGCUGCGGAUUCCGCCGAGAGUUGGCCAGACUAUCCAUGUUGCCGGGAAUGUUAGUGAAAAUGCAAAAAGCAUCUGCGUGUCGUUGCUGAGAAACGGCACCGAAGGCUCGACUCUCCUCUUCAAGCUCUGCUCAUUCUUUGUCAAGGAUACGGGCCUAACCGACGGGUACAGCGAGGUUACGGUUGAGCUCGAGAAUCGAACAUUGGUGGAGCGCGUGGCGAACCCUUAUGAGCGGUCCGGCGACUACGAUUUUCGUGUUCGGGUGCUCGGGUCAUUUGCGCAGGUGUUUUCCCAGGGCGGCGAGAUUGGCCUUUUCGAUCGGGGCGACUACGCGGUUAACGAGGGCGAAACUCUGUCGAUCCACGUCGACGGCGACUUUGAAGCGAUUCGUUUGAUCACGAUUGAUGGCGGCAAUUUUUCAAAUCCCAUGGCGGAAAGCUCUUUCGUUGCCAACGCCACCCGGCUUGACAUUGUCGCGCAGCCGUUACCCAGAGAGUUAAGUCGAGGU
Molecule: messenger RNA, 879 nt
Organism: Mesorhabditis spiculigera
Lineage: Eukaryota; Metazoa; Nematoda; Chromadorea; Rhabditida; Rhabditidae
Source: the annotation of a GenBank genome assembly